AGCGAUGCUCUCGUACGCAAACCUCGCUACCGAACAUACCAUCACACAUCUUUUCAAGGCAUCUGAAGCACUCCUACUAAAAAAAAUCAAGAUCCUGAGUCUUGUAUAGAAAACGCACUACAUGGCAAGCCUAGCCUGUCUCGUUUUGGUACGCGACAAGCGACCUUGUCAUCUCCGCAACGCGACCCAAGAUCCCUCAUGCUAUCUCCCACAUGGCUUACAGAGACACAAGAGACCUAAUGUUCAAAUAGCUUGGAAGAAACUUCCGGACACACUCAAGCUCAAUGACAAAGAGGCUCCGUUACGGCCGCUUCCAGAUCCGCUUGUGCACCUACUCAACAAGAGUAUAAGCCAUAAGCAUCUUCACCUUCUAUUCGCCAAGAUACGCGCACAACUCCCUGCUGCCGCGUCAAUGGCAUGGAAGGAGUUGACGACUCCGGUUGGCUUUUACCAUAAUCGGAAAGCAGCGGCAUUCCUCGACAUCGAUUACGACCCUGCAGUGGAAAACAUGCCUGCAAAUGUUGUUACAGGAGUAAUUCAGGCCUACAACAUAGGGGCGGGCGAGCACGUCCUUCAAACUGUAAGAGAUUGCGAACGCCCGGGACCAAAGCGCAAGAUUCCAGUACCGCAGAGUCAAGCGCCUGCACGACAGCAACUACAGCAACCACAGCAGCGCCCGUCACCAUAAUAGGGUUUGGCACCGCAGCAAAUUCCCACACCACAGGCACCACAGACACCACAGGCACAAUUACAGCCACCGCGAACCGGGCUACUUCCCCCGCAGACUCAAGCAUUGGCACCACAAAUCGCACUUCAGGCCCGUGCUUAUGGACUGGAUUCCCAUAAUGCAAAUGCACAAUACCAGGCAGGGCCUGCAGCAUCACCGCCGGUCUCAUCGUUACUGCA
Molecule: messenger RNA, 906 nt
Organism: Macroventuria anomochaeta
Lineage: Eukaryota; Fungi; Ascomycota; Dothideomycetes; Pleosporales; Didymellaceae
Exons: 1
Coding region: 122-688 (188 amino acids)
Source: RefSeq, a predicted model, not a curated record